This is a messenger RNA of Fusarium subglutinans, 432 nucleotides long. RefSeq lists its product as uncharacterized. The transcript has 3 exons. Lineage: Eukaryota; Fungi; Ascomycota; Sordariomycetes; Hypocreales; Nectriaceae. Bases 1 to 432 code for a protein of 143 amino acids. The record is from RefSeq and is a predicted model, not a curated record.
AUGAGUAUCUAUCAAGCACUACGACGCGCCCUUACCACCAAGGGUCCCAAGCCUAAUUCAACUGGUGCGCCAACGGUCCACACACCGGUCCACACCACACGACCCUUUCGCCACGUCCCUGUGGUACAAAAGCACUACGGUGACGAUCUACAACUUCACAAGGAGCAAGAAGCUCCACGCAUAGACAGAGAAUUCAAGUAUUUGGACUUGGAGAGAGAUCUCCUUGCCCUCGAGAGGAGGCUCAAGGGUUUGGGAUACCGCGACAGCAACGUCCUGCACCAGUUGUGGGCCAAGUACGGGGCCUCGAGGGAGACACGCUGGGCUCUCAAGGGCGUGGAGCGUAGACUGAACGAGGAAAAGGAACGGAAGAAAGUUGAGGAUUUAGAGCAGGAGCUUCGUUACUACAGGGGAUGGGACAAAAAACAACUUUAG